Molecule: messenger RNA, 2546 nt
Organism: Equus caballus (horse)
Lineage: Eukaryota; Metazoa; Chordata; Mammalia; Perissodactyla; Equidae
Source: RefSeq, a predicted model, not a curated record
AUGGAGCCUCCGCAGGGCCCGAGGAGGAGAGCAGGGUCUCUGGACAGGACACGGGACCCCAGGAGGGACUCGGACACGUGGGACUGCCGGUGCCUCUCCCUGCCUGCCACCCCCUCCAAGAGGGCACUUCGCCGGACGGCCAGCGAAGGGGCCAGACGCCCCGAGAGCCCAGCCCCGGCUGCGGAGGCUCAGGGCGCCACAGCUACAGCCCUCAGCCCGGAGGAGAGCAAGGAGUUCCUCCCCAGAGAGCAGAGGUCUCCGCAGGACUCCAAGAAGGACAAGGCCCAGAGGUGGGCCCCGCAGGGGUGGCUGAAGACCCUGCUGAACAUCUUCCUGAGGACAGGCCUCGAGGAGCCCAAAGAAAAGGCCAGCAGGAGGGCGAAGGGGAAGGAUGGCCCCCCGCAGCCCGCGGAAACCCCUGAAGCACCCGGGGAGCUGGCUUCCAGGAAGAAAGCCCACGACAGGAAGGCCAGCCGCAAGAAACACGGUCACAAGAAACGCUCUGCCGAGGAAGCCAGGGGCCCCCCAGAGCAGGAGGUGGGAGGCUGGGAGGCAGGACUGCCCGCGAUGGCUGCUGCCGUGUGGCCCGAGGAGGCUGACCUGGGCUCAGCUCGUGGGGGUGAGCAGACCGUGCCCGUUUCUAUAGUAAUCCCACCACUCCACUCCCAAGGGCUAGGGUGCUAUAAGCUGGCUCUUGAGACCUCUCAACAGAGGGGACUUGGCGGGUCUCUGAUGCUCUGGUUGAGGCUAGAGCUGGCUGCAGCAGUGCCAGUCCUGCUGUGGCUCAGGCGCUGUUUUAUUGUGUCGAUUAACAAGGUCAGAAGAAUGGCACUGACACCCACACACCCACACACAUUUGCUUUCAUCUUUGUUCCAGGUGGGGUGGAAUCUGAUCUCCACUGGUCCUUGUGCAUCGAAGGCGAGGGUGCUGGAGUCUCCGAGGUUUCUUCCCAGGACGCAGGUCGCCAGCGGGAAGAGGAUCUCGCACAGCCUGACCAGGAUGCUUGCAUCCAGAUGAUAGUGGAAUUUCUCAAGAAAGUGGGAGACCAGUGGGAAGAAGAGCAACUUCAAGGCCCUAAGCUAGAGGCGGCUCCACAAAAUCCAUCACCGGCCCUCAGGAGGAAAUCUCAAAGGAAGAAGUCUGGUCUCAAGAGAGCCUUUUCUCUUAAGAAGCACGGCUCCGAGGAGGCCAAGAGAGCCGGGGCUGCAGACUUUUUCAGUGCAGAGUCCCGGAUGCCCAGGAGGCCCAACUUUCUGCCCCUGUGUGUUGGGGGCCAACGGCCCUCCACCUCCGGCAGCUUUGGCAUGGAAGAACCUGAAGUUCAAGAGGCCUUGUCUACAGAUGUCGGCGGUCCAAGUCCCUUCGAGCUUUCCAUGCCCGCAGGAAGCUGGAGACCGGAAGGGGACUCGCAGGUGGACGGAGACACAGAAUCCCGAGAAUUCACCCAGAAGAUCACUGCCCUACUCCAAGACCCGGAGGAGCAGGAGGGAGAGAAGCAACUUCAAGUCCAGCAGCCAGAGGUGGCUGUAGAAAACCUGGGCCUAGCCUGCAGAAAGAAAUCCCAAGAGAAAAAGUCCAACUUCAGAAGAGCCUUUUCUCAGAAGAAAUAUGGCUUCAAGGAGCCCAAGAGAGCAGGGGCUGCACAUGCUGCCAGCCCGGAGUCCCGGCCGCCCAAGAGGCCCAGCUUUCUGCCCCUGUGUGUUGGGGGCCAACGGCCCUCCAGCUCCAGCAGCCUCGAUUUGGAGGACCUCGAGUUCCAGGAGUCCUCGCCUGCAGAAGGGGGUCCAGCUCGGUCCUCAGAAGCACCCUCCCAGGCCAGAAGCCACAAGCCAGAAGGGGGACCGCAGCCGGAUGGAGCGUCUGAAUCUAAGGAGCUGAUCGUCCAGAAGCUGGUGGCCCUUCUCCAGGAAGCUGGUGGCCAGUUGGGGGAGGAGGUGAGGACUGCUUGGUCUCCCCAAGGUCAACCCUGGGGGGGCCUCAUCAACCCAAUCGGGCGACACCCCAGCUUGAAGAGGUAUUCUUGCAAGCUCUCAGACUCCUCCCUUAGAAAGCUGGCGGCUGCCCUGGGCAGCCGGGAGGCCCAGUCCACUGCGCCCCACAGGAACCUGGCCGAGGGAUCCUACCAGUUUGCCUUUGGCUUGGCUAACACAUUUGCUGGCAACAACAGCCACACCGUCCUCAGCCUCAGGGGCCUACACUUCAGCUGCCACAGUUACACCCACUUCCCACAUGGGGAGGCCCCGCAGGUGAGAAAGGGCAGUAUGGCACAAGUGACAACAGGCUUGUGGGCAUGACAGGACCUCCUUCCUGUCCUCUCCCCUCCCCUCCUUAGUUCAGGAGUUGGGAUCCAGCUCAGACACCACCUCCUUGCUGAGGCCUUCUGAGAUGAUUCUACACCACAGGGACCUUUUCUUUUCCAAAACCCUCAUGGGCUCUACUCACUAAUCAGCAUCUUCUUCGUUUGGCUCUGGUCUCUAGCUGUAUGUGCAUUUUCAUACUGUUGAUAGCAGUGUGGAACAUGGACUGGCCACUAUCCUAGCUUGCC